Molecule: messenger RNA, 2312 nt
Organism: Coffea arabica (coffee)
Lineage: Eukaryota; Viridiplantae; Streptophyta; Magnoliopsida; Gentianales; Rubiaceae
Product: protein NRT1/ PTR FAMILY 5.10
Biological process (GO): dipeptide transport; transmembrane transport
Cellular component (GO): membrane
Molecular function (GO): tripeptide transmembrane transporter activity; dipeptide transmembrane transporter activity
Source: RefSeq, a predicted model, not a curated record
GCAAAACAAGAUUAAGGGGAAAAAAAAAAGGAGUUAGCACGCCAACGCCACAUAAUUCCUUAUCGCAUAACCAGCCGCCACCAAAAAAAGAAAAAAUACAGCUAGCUCGCCGCGCCAGUGAAAACUACAGCUCCGUUGGCUGGCGGCUGGCUGGCCGGAGACUUGAAUCAUGGCCGCCAUCUCUACAGCCACUGAGGCUGUCGAAACUCCUUUGUUAGACGACGUCGUCGAAGGAAGCUUUGACUACAAAGGUCGUCCGGUCAAGCGAUCCAAAUCCGGUCGAUGGAGAUCCGCAUCUUUCAUCAUAGGUGUUGAGGUGGCUGAGAGAUUUGCUUAUUACGGAAUAAGUUCGAAUUUAAUAAAUUACUUGACGGGCCCACUUGGCCAAUCCACCGCUACGGCGGCGGAGAACGUUAAUGCUUGGUCGGGCACGGCGUCGCUUUUACCACUUUUGGGUGCUUUUAUAGCUGACUCGUUUCUGGGUCGUUAUCGCACCAUUGUAAUUGCCUCCGUGCUUUAUAUCCUGGGACUUGGCUUCUUGACGAUUUCAGCUGUUCUUCCCUCUUUCAAGUCUUCUGAGUGUCAGCCUAUAGAGAAUGUUAUUUCAUGUUCUCCACCUGAGUUCCAAAUUAUUUUCUUCUUCUUUUCAUUGUAUCUAGUGGCAUUAGCCCAAGGAGGGCAUAAGCCUUGCGUUCAAGCUUUUGGAGCUGACCAGUUUGAUGGACAAGAUCCAGAAGAGUGUAAAGCCAAAAGCUCAUUCUUCAAUUGGUGGUAUUUUGGUAUGUGUGGAGGUACCAUGGUCGCCUUGUCGAUUCUGAACUAUAUUCAGGAUAAUCUUAGCUGGGGUCUUGGAUUUGGAAUUCCCUGUCUCGUCAUGGGAGUUGCACUUAUCUUGUUUCUGCUUGGAACUAUGACCUAUCGAUUCCAUGUCCAUAGCGAUGAGAUGAGUCCUUUUGUAAGAAUAGGCCGGGUUUUUGUGAAUGCAGCGAGGAAUUGGAGAACCACAUCUUCUGCAAUAUCUAUGGAAGAGGAGUCUAAGGGCAUUUUGCCUUACCAAGGUUCAGCUCAAUUCAAGUUUCUGAACAAAGCAUUGGUGCAAGCUGAUGGUUCAAAGGAAGAUGGAAAAGUUUGUAGCAUCAGUGAGAUUGAAGAGGCCAAAGCAGUUGUUAGGCUAUUUCCAAUAUGGGUCACGAGUUUGGUUUAUGCAAUUGUAUUUUCACAAUCAUCCACUUUGUUUACCAAGCAAGGAGUUACUAUGGAUAGAUCUAUUGGUCCAAGCUUUGAAGUGCCAGCUGCUUCCUUAUUAACAUUUAUCAGCUUUUCAAUAUUUGUCUUUAUCCCUAUCUAUGACCGCAUUUUGGUUCCUAUCGCAAGAGCAAUAACCAGAAAACCGUCAGGUAUAACAAUGCUGCAACGCAUUGGAACUGGAAUAGUUAUAUCCUGUCUUUCCAUGUUUAUAGCUGCUCUAGUUGAGAUGAAGCGUCUUGAAACUGCUCAAGAGUAUGGGUUGGUCGAUAAGCCAGGUGCAACAGUUCCGAUGAAUGUGGCAUGGCUGAUACCUCAGUAUGUGCUUUUGGGAGUUUCUGAAUCAUUUACCAUGGUUGGUUUGCAAGAAUUCUUCUACGACCAGAUGCCCAGUGAAUUGAAAAGCAUAGGCCUCGCUCUUUACCUCAGUAUCUUUGGCAUAGGGAGCUUCCUAAGCAGUUUUCUGAUCUCUAUCAUUGAGAAAGCAACAGGCGGGGAUGGAAGGGAUAGCUGGUUCGCCGACAACUUGAAUAGGGCACACCUUGAUUAUUUUUACUGGCUGCUUGCUACGCUUAGUGCAAUGGCAUUAAUUGCUUAUCUGUAUUUUGCAAAAUCUUAUAUUUACAACCGAGGCAGUAACAUUUGAAGCUGCCUGAAUCCACAUCUACCAAGCUAGUAGGUUUGUGGAAUGUGGUGAGAUUGUACAGAAUGUACGAUGGUACAACCACUCGCUUUCUACGGUCCCUGGACAUUGUUCACUCUAGCACUCUUUUAAAUAAAGUGUUGAUAAUUGUAAUGCUACGCCACACAAUUGGUCCCUUUUCAGUUGAUCCUGCAGCAGCCAAUGUGCCCCUCCGCGCGGCACGCUCCUGCACUAGAACAUGGUUACACCAGCUGUUCAUGGCCUCGUGUUCCUGUAAAAUGAGCAGUCAGGAACCUGCCUGCGAAUGGGAAUGUAAGUGGUUCAAUGUUGUAAUAUUAAUGUAGCAGGCUAGGCGAAAUGAACUCGGUCUUCAAUUCGAGUAUGUUUCUCGUGUGAUAUGGUAUUCCUGGAAAGUAUUACAUUA